Molecule: messenger RNA, 3365 nt
Organism: Rosa chinensis
Lineage: Eukaryota; Viridiplantae; Streptophyta; Magnoliopsida; Rosales; Rosaceae
Product: C2 and GRAM domain-containing protein At5g50170
Exons: 9
Coding region: 228-3290 (1020 amino acids)
Source: RefSeq, a predicted model, not a curated record
ACUUACCGACUCACAUUAUAUUUACGUCUCACUUCCUUCGUGUUCCCCCUCUCUUGCUUCCACGUUUUCCCAUGGCUUCCAUGUCACACUUUUCCACCCUCGUUAAACACCACCACCACCACCACCAACAACAACAACCCAACUCUCUAGCUUUUUAAACACACUCAAACCCGCCUCUAUUUAUUACCCCCCGUCUCUUCUUUUUAUGCUCACAAGGCGCAACUACCAUGAGGCUUUACGUGUAUGUGAUGGAAGCUCAUGACUUGGUUGUGAAGGACUCUUGCUUUGUGGAGCUUCAGGUUGGGAAGCACAAGUCCAAGACUAGGAUUUUGAGGAACACCAACAACCCUGCUUGGAAUGAAGAGUUUUUGUUCAGGGUGUAUGAUAUGAAUGAGGAGCUACUUGUGUCUGUUUUUCACCAGGAUGAUGACUCUAAUGGUCUGUUUAAUGGGGCGGAGUUAGUCGUCCGGGUUCGGAUUCCGGUGGGGUCUGUUGCUGCUGAGAAUAAUAGUACCUUGCCGCCCGCAUGGUAUUCUUUUGAAAGGCCCAAGUCCGGGAAGUUCAUCAAUACAGAUUGUGGAAAAAUUCUUCUUACUCUAUCGUUGCAUGAAAAAGGCCAUGAUGCCGCUGCUAAUGACCUCCCUUGUUUGCACUCAAAUAUAACUGAGGAGCCUAAAGAGAUUGACAGUCCAUUUGUAUCAUCUAAUGGUGUCUUAUGCUCCAAAUCUCCAUGUGGAAAGAUACCGGGAGGAAAACAAUUGAUGAAGGCUCUUAGGAGACGUAUGGACAGGCUUCUUCAUAAGAAUGAUGAAGCUUCAAGAACUGAUGAUUCCUCAGGGCUGUCUAGUUCAGUAUCUGACUAUGAAGAUUGCAUGGAGGAACAGCAUUCUAAUUGUAGCUUUGAAAAGUCUCUUGAAAUGAUGCAGUCAAGUGAGAGCGAACAAAAAAUGCCAGAGAAUCUUCCGGGGGGAAUUCUUAUCGAUCAGGCUUAUGUUGUUUCACCAAGUGAUCUUAAUGCAUCUCUUUUUACCCCAAAUUCACAGUUUAGGAGAGAUUUAGCAGAACUGCAGGGGACAACAGAUGUACAUGAAGGGCCUUGGACAUGGAAAUCAGGAGAGAUGUCGUGUUUAACACGGGUAGUUACCUACAUAAAUGCUGCAACAAAGUUGGUUAAAGCUGUUAAAGCCACAGAGGAGCAAACAUAUCUCACAGCAAACGGAAGGGAAUUUGCUGUAUUGGCAAGUGUUUGUACACCCGAAGUUCCGUAUGGAAGUUCAUUCAAGGUUGAAUUGCUUUACAAGAUAUUGCCUGGACCAGAGCUACCUUCAGGGGAAGAAUCUUCUCGCCUUGUGGUAUCCUGGGAAGUUAACUUUCUCCAUAGCACAUUGAUGAAAGGCAUGAUUGAAGGAGGAGUUCGACAGGGACUUAAGGACAGUUUCGAGCAGUUCUCCAUCUUGAUGGCUCAGAAGUUUAAAGUGCUAGAUUCUACAGAUUUGUUUGACAAGGAUCAUAUCCUGGCUAUGCAGGCAGGACACCAAUCAGAUUGGGAAUUGGCAAAGGAAUACUUCUGGAAUAUGACUGUUGUUUCCACUAUUUUUAUGGUUUUAUAUAUCAUGGUGCACAUUUUACUUUGUGAACCAAGUAAACUCCAAGGCCUAGAAUUUCAUGGACUUGAUUUGCCAGAUAGUAUCGGAGAGUUUAUCACAUGUGGAAUUCUAGUCCUUCAAUUGGAGCGCAUUUAUAAUAUGGUUCAACACUUUGUGCAAGCUAGGUUGCAACAAGGAAGUGAUCAUGGAGUCAAAUCCCAAGGUGAUGGAUGGGUUCUCACUGUUGCCUUGCUUGAAGGGACAAACCUAGCCUCCUUGGAUUCAUCAGGGUUCUCUGAUCCCUAUGUGGUUUUCACCAGCAAUGGUAAAACAAGAACAAGCUCUGUCAGGCUUCAAACUACUGAUCCUCAAUGGAACGACAUACUUGAGUUCGAUGCUAUGGAAGAACCUCCAUCAGUUCUAGACGUGGAAGUUUUUGAUUUUGAUGGCCCUUUUGACCAAGCCAUGUCUCUAGGGCAUGCUGAGAUCAAUUUUCUGAAACACUCAGCUACUGAACUCGCAGACAUGUGGGUCUCCCUUGAGGGAAAGCUUGCUCAGUCUUCUCAAUCAAAGCUGCACUUGAGAAUCUUUCUGGACAAUAACAAAGGACAUGAAACAAUUAAGGAGUAUAUGACCAAAAUGGAAAAGGAGGUUGGAAAGAAGUUGGAUCUCCGAUCGCCUCAUAGGAAUUCUACAUUUCAGAAAUUGUUUGGGUUGCCACCAGAAGAAUUUCUUGUCAGUGAUUUUACAUGUGCACUGAAAAGGAAAAUGCCAGUGCAGGGCCGACUUUUUCUAUCUGCAAGAAUAGUCGGGUUUUAUGCAAACUUGUUUGGACACAAAACAAAAUUUUUCUUUCUUUGGGAGGAUAUUGAAGAUAUCCAACAGCAUCCACCCUCCCUAUCAUCUGUGGGAAGCCCUUUGCUGGUCAUUGUUUUGAAAAAGGAUCGAGGUAUUGAUGCAAGGCAUGGGGCGAAGUGCCAAGAUGAAGAAGGCCGGCUUAGAUUUUAUUUCCAAUCAUUCUUGUCGUUCAGUUCAGCAAGCAGGAUGAUAGUGGGCUUGUGGAGAACAAGAGCACUAAGUCCAGAUCAGAAAGCACAAAUUGCUGAAGAUCUGGAUGAUCAUGAAGAAAGGUCCAAGAUGCUUGAAGAUACUGAAUCCAUACUCAAUCUUGAAGAUACAAAGAUGUCUAAAGUUUAUACUGCAGAAAUACCUGUGAAUACAAAAUCUUUGAUGGAAAUGUUCAAUGGAGGAAAGCUGGAGCACAAAAUUAUGGAGAAAUCAGGUUGUCUUCACUAUGCAACUACUGCAUGGGAACCUAUAAAGCCAAAUAUCUUUGAGCGACGUUUGUCUUAUAGAUUCAACCGCAAUGUUUCCAUCUUUGGGGGAGAGGUGGCAUGCAGACAACGAAAGUCUCCAAAUGCAAAUGGUGAGGGAUGGAUCAUCGAUGAAGUUAUGGCCCUGUACGGUGUUCCAUUUGGCAAUCAUUUUCGGGUUCAGUUAAGGUACCGGAUUGAGAAAUCUGCCCUUGCUCAUAAUGCAUGUAAAUGCAAUGUCUAUGUCAGGGUCACCUGGCUCAAGAGCACGAUGUUUCUGGAAAGGAUCAAACACAACAUAACUGGGAAGUUUGCUCAUAGGCUGCAGGAUAUAUUUGAAAUGGUAGAGAGAGAGAUUCUCUUGACACCUCAACAGGACAUUGGCCUUUGAUAAUUGUUAAAGUGCUAAUAGGACAUGCUAAAAGUAAAUUCUGUUUUUCUUACGUAGUUUCAUUAAAUUGAAUUA